AAUACAUUUGUUACAAUAGUUGAUGAAUUUAAAUUUUGUUUGAAACUUUAAUGUAAUCUCAGAUUUUAAAAUCACAUUUUAAGUGAGCAACAGAAUCAAUAUCAGACUUGGUCACUUAAACAAACUAAAAGUCAGAUCAGCAGAUCUUGAGAACACGGACAUGUCUGCUUUAACUGCAUCACUCUGCUGGACUUUGCUGGUUGUCGUGGUUGCCUCUGCAGACCAGAAAAACAUCACAGCUGAGUCUGGACAGGACGUCACUCUGACAUGUCGAGCUCCAAACAUCAGACGUGUGUAUUGGAGAAGAGAUGACCUGUUGCCAGAAAAUGUGUUUUUGUACCAGCAUGGUCGUUUCGAUCCAGACAACCAGCAUCCAUCUUUUAAGAACCGGGUGGAUCUGCAGGACAGACAGAUGAAGGAUGGAGACGCGUCUUUGAUUCUGAAGGAUGUGACGAUUAAUGAUGCUGAAACAUACGAGUGUUAUGUUCACAUGGAAGAAACUCACUCAUGGGAGCUCAUCAGCAUCAUCUACCUCAGGGUUUCUCCAGUCCAGAAAACCAUCACAGCUGAGUCUGGACAGGACGUCACUCUGACAUGUCGAGCUCCAAACAACAACAUCUUAGCUGUGCAGUGGAAGAGAGCUGACCUGAAGAAAGAAUAUUUGCUUUUGUACCGAGAUCAUCACUUUGUUCCAGACAGCCAGCAUCCAUCUUUUAAGAACCGGGUGCAUCUGAAGGACAGACAGAUGAAGGAUGGAGACGCGUCUUUGAUUCUGAAGGAUGUGAUGAUUAAUGACACUGAAACAUACGAGUGUUAUGGCUUCAUGGCAGAAACAAACUCAUGGAAACUCAUCAGCUCCAUCUCCCUGAGUGUUGUUGAUCCUCCAGGUCAGACAGGAGGAGACAGAAAUGAACUGUGAGUCAGACGAUCUAAGGACAGACACCAAUGAACUUUCCUGAACAUCCA
Maylandia zebra (zebra mbuna) is the source of this 966-nucleotide messenger RNA. The record is from RefSeq and is a predicted model, not a curated record. Lineage: Eukaryota; Metazoa; Chordata; Actinopteri; Cichliformes; Cichlidae.